CGCUGCAGUCGUUUCUGGUUGGCUGGCAGGCGUUUCCCAAAGGCAUUAAGCUAACUUUACCAGCUACUGCUAGGUAACCAGCAAACUGACUCUAUGGGUUAUAGCAACAAUUUAUUUUAAAAGGAGCUACACCUACUCUUACGUAAAAAGUUCCAUUGUUCAUUUCCGGUUAAUUCCUCUGCUGGAAAAUAAGUAUUCCCCCCACACCGAGUAGAGUAACAUGCUGGAGUUACAGACUGCGCUAACAAAGCACCACAAAUACAAUGUGCGCGUGGUUCCGCGUGCGGCCUGCCCAGCCCACACAGGUGUAGGUGAUGUAUAUCUUUAAUUGGUUCAGUCACCACGCGCGUGGAUAAGCAUGAUGACCGUCUGAGGAGCAUAUUUCACACGGGAACUAAUAAACAUCACUAAAGUAUGAGCAGACGACCAUCUAAUGGGUGCAAGGAUGAUCUUAAAGAUGAGCCUACAAGAGGGAAACGUUACCCCUCUUCUAAAAAGGAAAGGGGGCUCCAGGCUUCUCUUCAUUCUUGCAAGGAACAGAAACGGAGGCUUCAAAUCAGAACAUCUUGUCAACGCCUGUGUGACCUUCUGCCCUUCGUCAAUGGUCAGUUAGACACAGCAACCACACUAGAGCUCACAGCGAGGUACAUUAGCUACCUGAAGGAGACUCUGCCGCCAGGCAUUCUGUCUAAAGUUAAUGAAGCAGUUGAGGCCAAUGUGAGUGGUUCAUGGAAAAACAAAGAAAAGCCACAGGAGAAACGAAGAACAGUCAGGCUAAAGAAGAAUUCUUUGCAGAGAGCAAAGCCAGCUGCUAAGAAGUCCACUGAGGAUCAUGUUUCAAGAAGAUACACUCAGCAAAAGAUCUGUAAACAAGUAGAUCAUCCAUCUAGCACUAUAACCAAUCCUCUGACAAUGGAUCAAAUGCUUUCUCCAGCUGACGGCCUUACCACAGCACAUGCCCUGCCGAUACUGUUGGACAAAUCGGCUGUUCCCCGAGGACAAAUGCUGCCAGUGUGCCGGGAUCAAUUUCUCUCUGCCUCUUUUGAGCCAGUGGAAAAUGACUGGAUGAACCCGACCUCUGCAUUUAUGAACCCCACUCCAUGUGCUUUCACAUCAGCAAUGAUGAGCCACACUUUUUUACCACAGACAGGACUGCAGCCCUCUUCAAGCCCUAUGUUUUGGGAUGCCACUCCUGACCUGGUGGAUCCUGUUGCUCUCUCAUCAGUGAAUUUUGGCCAAGCCUACAGCCCACCUGAACAGACUACGAUAACAAACUUCAUCGUACCCUCAGUAGAACAAGGCCAGUUCAGUCCAUCUCUGGCUGGCCCAACUGACAGUGUUUCAGCAGGAGAUUUUACAAACCAACCACUCAUCCCAUUUUCUGUGUUUCAAAGUGCAACUUCAAGUUCUGAUAACUUGAUACCUGAGGCUGGAUAUCUGCCAGUGUCGGACACUCUGUGUGAUUCAGGGCUCCUUCAGGAAAAUAAUCUUUGUAGUAGUAGCUCUUUGACAGACAGUCCACACGGUGUGGACAAUCCAUCAUGGCUGGAUUUGCUGUUGGAUACCAAUGGUAACCUGUGUUUCCCUGAUGCUCAUCUUGUGAACAUUGUUCUUUCACCUUACACAGGGUCCAACUAACUAUAUGGUUAGAGACAUCGCAGAUGAUAGCAGUUUUGAUUGGCCAAAUAUUAGAGAAAUGGAUGCAGAUAAUGGUCUUUUGUUGUUUUAUUUAUACAUGUCUCUAUACUGCGGGUCAUCACAAUGGCCAAAAAAUUAGUUAUUUCACAGUGACAAACUUCAUGAGGUCUGUGUGUAACAUAGUACACACACCCCAAUAAAUGCAUUUUUGAGUAAAAGUGCAGGCAGUUUUUCCAUGUUUUUUGUUUAAUACCUAAAGAUGGCAUUUCAGAUCAUUUAAACUGCAUCUUUUUUCAACACAACAUUGUAAGAAUUGUACACCACUUCAAUUUCUGAGGUUAAUAAAGCAGAUCAGUCAUAUUUUCUUGUAUUUUCCAUGUGACUUUUAGAAAAUAGCCAAUCUAUGUAAGUGGAUUAUUUGUGUUACAUAACUGGGAAGCCAUUGGAGGACUGUUGUCUUGCAGUUAAAAAAAAAUAAAAAAAUAAAUGGAAUAAUUUAGAAAAACAUUUGAUUUUAUGAAUUCUACCUCAAAUACUUUGUAUUCUGAAUUCCUGAAAUUUUAGUCAAGAGUAUUUAACACUGGGUUCUAUUUCACACUUGGCCCCAAGCAAUUACACCAACCCUGGAUGGACAAGAAAUGUAAGGAAUAGACUUUCCUUUUUUUAUUCCUUUUAUCAGAAAUAUUUCCAGACUAAAUCGUCAGUAUGAUGCUGUAAAAAAUACUCAAUACAUUAACAUGUUGUAAAACAUGCAGCCACUAGAUGGAAGUAUUAAGCUGACAGAUUCAACAUAGCUUCUACAAGAUUAAUAGUGGAUAGAUAGACAGAAAUCCCCAGAUCUUAUAAGUUUAAGUAUAAAAAUGCAGAAUUUCUUGCUUCUU
Molecule: messenger RNA, 2519 nt
Organism: Epinephelus fuscoguttatus (brown-marbled grouper)
Lineage: Eukaryota; Metazoa; Chordata; Actinopteri; Perciformes; Serranidae
Exons: 6
Coding region: 415-1638 (407 amino acids)
Biological process (GO): regulation of DNA-templated transcription; spermatogenesis
Cellular component (GO): nucleus
Molecular function (GO): protein dimerization activity; DNA-binding transcription factor activity, RNA polymerase II-specific; RNA polymerase II cis-regulatory region sequence-specific DNA binding
Source: RefSeq, a predicted model, not a curated record